UUCUGAAAACAUUUCUCUCUCUCUCUCAAGAAAAGAUUUUUAGGGUUUUGUGAUUUGUUGAGAGAGGAGGAAAUCAGAAAUGGCAUCUGAAGAAGUUGGGAAAUCAAGGAUUGUUAGUUUAGCUGAAGAAGCCAAAUUAGCUGCUACUGAAACUGUUAAAGAAGCAGCUCCUCCUAAACUUGCAAUCUUCAGUAUUGCUAAAUCUCUUAUUGCUGGUGGUGUUGCUGGUGGAGUGUCGCGUACUGCUGUUGCGCCGUUGGAGCGGUUAAAGAUAUUGCUUCAGGUUCAGAAUCCUCACAGUAUAAAGUACAAUGGAACAAUUCAAGGGUUAAAGUAUAUUUAUAACACCGAGGGUUUCAGAGGACUAUUUAAGGGCAACGGUACAAAUUGUGCACGUAUUGUUCCCAAUUCUGCAGUCAAGUUCUUUAGUUACGAGCAGGCAUCGAGGGGUAUUUUAUGGCUUUAUCGUCAACAACCAGGCAAUGAGGAUGCGCAACUUACCCCUCUGCUACGACUAGGAGCUGGAGCAUGUGCCGGAAUAAUUGCCAUGUCAGCAACUUACCCAAUGGACUUGGUGCGGGGGAGGCUUACUGUCCAGACAGACAAGUCUCCUUCCCAGUACAGGGGAAUUGCACACGCCCUAACAACUGUCCUUAAAGAAGAAGGCCCACGAGCUUUAUACAAAGGAUGGCUUCCUUCUGUAAUUGGAGUUGUUCCAUAUGUCGGCUUGAACUUUGCUGUAUAUGAAUCCUUGAAAGAGUGGUUGAUCGAGACCAAGCCAUUAGGACUAGUCGACAACAACUCUGAGCUGGGUAUUACCACAAGGCUCAUGUGCGGAGCUGCUGCAGGAACUGUUGGCCAGACAAUUGCAUACCCUCUUGACGUCAUUCGUCGUAGGAUGCAGAUGGUUGGUUGGCACAAUGCUUCAUCAGUUGUCACUGGUGAGGGGAGCGGCAAAGCUUCACUUGAAUAUACAGGCAUGGUUGAUGCAUUCCGUAAAACAGUUCGAAAUGAGGGUUUCAAGGCAUUAUAUAAAGGCUUGGUGCCUAAUUCCGUGAAGGUGGUUCCAUCCAUAGCUAUUGCCUUUGUGUCAUAUGAGUUGGUGAAGGACGUUCUUGGAGUCGAGAUGAGAAUAUCAGACUGAUGAACUCGGUAGAGGAAGAUUGAGGGAAGGAAGGAAAUCUGCUGACUUCAACAAUGCUCUAUUUUUUUGUAGGCGGAAAGAGAAGGCCCGAAAUGGAAAUUGUAGAUGGAUUUAACUAUUUUACAUAUUUUCACUGAGAAAGAAAGAAGCUUCUUACUUAGAGGGUGGUGGUAGUAUUAUGUUUUCUUAGAGUGUGUCUUCUUUGCUAUAUCUCAGUGUGUUAAGAAAUAAAAACGAAGGAAAUUGUAUUAUCGUAUUUAUGGCUUCUCAUUCUUGGUGCACACUCAUUAUAAUUGAAAUAAGAGAAAUGCAAAAUGUGAAUUUGCAUAUGAUGAUGUUGCCACUAGUUAGUAAUAAAAAAACAUUUUGCCGGAGUUAUUAGUC
Papaver somniferum (opium poppy) is the source of this 1528-nucleotide messenger RNA. RefSeq names its product mitochondrial adenine nucleotide transporter ADNT1-like. The record is from RefSeq and is a predicted model, not a curated record. The transcript is spliced from 8 exons. Bases 80 to 1144 code for a protein of 354 amino acids. NCBI's taxonomy places the organism in Eukaryota, Viridiplantae, Streptophyta, Magnoliopsida, Ranunculales, Papaveraceae. Gene Ontology annotation, biological process: transmembrane transport.